Messenger RNA from Vicugna pacos (alpaca), 7081 nucleotides. The record is from RefSeq and is a predicted model, not a curated record. NCBI's taxonomy places the organism in Eukaryota, Metazoa, Chordata, Mammalia, Artiodactyla, Camelidae.
GAGACCAGACCUGGACAUUAGAUCUUGAGGUGACCAUGGUGUUUGGAAAUUCUUGACCUUCAAGCUGUUCAGGUAUUUUGGUGACAGCUAAGCUGCUGGAGCUGUCAGCAAGACUCAGCAGGACAGAAGAUUUGUUGGAAUUUAUUAUUCUGUCUAAUACCUCACGCAUUAAUUGUUGGGGGCUGAGGUUGCAAAGAUGACAACCGCUGAUGUUGAAGAAACAAAUAAUUGGACUCUAUAAUGUAAGAAGUUUGUAAAUAGAGGAAGAGACAAGUACUGUGGAGCACUUGUUAGAAUUUUAUCUUAUACUUAUUUGUAUAAACCUCUAUAUUUAUUAAUUUACUUUACAUUCUGAGUUUCAGUGUGUAUUGUUCUCUCUGAGAACCUUUUGGACUCUGUAUUAUAUAUGCACUUAUAAGAGGCCCAGUUAGGGUUGAUUCUGAGAGUUUGGGAUGCUUAACUUGGAGUCCUUCUAAUGUAGAGUUAGGCAUGUGAGGUCUGAGGUGUUUGUGAGGCAGUGGUGGUGGUUUCCAGUCUGUGCCAGGAAGCAGAGAUGGCACAGUGGAUAUGAGUUUGGUAACUGGUUUUCAACCCCCGGUCAGCUUAUGAGCGUCUAACUUUACGGUAAAAUAAUAUCAAGGAGGAAAAAAACCUUGAGGUUUUCAGACUUCACCCCUGGUGUGGCCCUUGGUUUGUGAGCACCGGUAAUAAAUGCCAUCACUCUGCUGCUCUCUGGUUGAGGCCUCGUCUGGUCUGUAUGUGAAUGAUCUGUUGUUCACAGGCUACUUGACGCCCUCAGCGCCACUCCAGCGAGGAAAGUGCCUUUCUCAGCGAGAACGGGUCAAGAUGGCGAGUAGCCCUUCAUUCUCUUUCCCACUGAAAUUUCCCUAGGACACUAAGGCUUUCUGCUGCUCAAAGAGAACUUUACUUAGGACAGAGGCUUUCGUAUUUUUAGCAUUUUUCACAUCCAAAGUAGUCAGUUUACUAUUCUAAAGUAGAUUAUGUAUUCUUUUUUUUCCAACUGCCACAGAUUCCCCAGCAUCUCAAAUUUUAACAUCUGUUCUCCUUUUAACCCAUAUGUCAAGAUGAGCCAGAUAAAUUCCUAUGUGUUUUCUAUAACUCUGUUGACUGUACUUUAAUAACAGUAGCAAGACCUAUUUCAUUGUCUUGUCACAAGGAUUGUUGAUGAAAUUGGGAUGCUUUGUCUAAAAUGCCUGUAAAAUAAUCCAUGUUUCAUAAGCUAAAGUGAAACUUCGUCAGGUUUUUAAUUAGUUGCAACUGACAUGAGCUACCUUCCUAAUCUAAGUCAACAGCAGGGUCAGACUGAAGUCUAAUUGCCCAUCCACCAGUGACAUCUGCUUCCAUUUUGAGAAAGCCCUCUAUUCACUUUCAGACAGUAUUAUUUCAGGAAAAUGAAACUGCAUACAUUUGUGGGUUUCCUACAAAAGGAUCCAGAUUUAAUUAGAGAUAGUUUUACAUUUUAUCCUGCUUUUUAAACUGGAUUGUCCACGCUGUCAAAUUUCAUAGCCAUCCAGCAGAGAGAUGUUGCUUUUGCAUAGUGCCAUGCAAGAUGUGACGGUGCCAUUGAUUCUCUCAUGUGCACUGUACUGAAUGUGACCUGUCAAAGAGUGCUCGGUUUGACAUGGAUUGAAUAAGGAAGCUUACCCUUAAAUGAGUUAGAUGUGGUACAAAAUAAUUUUUACUUGGAACCAUGUUUAAAAUUCAGUCUCAUUCUGUUCAACGUGAGUUCCCUCUAGUCCACUUCUACUGAUGCAAAAGUGCAAGUAAGAGGGUUGCUCAGGGAUGCCUAUAAGCAUUCUUAUCUUCUGUUUAGUUUUAUUUUGAAUCCCUCCUCUGCUUCUGGAGUAGUUGAUAUUCUUCACUAGAUCCUGUAUUAGCAGAAAUGUUCACACUUGGCAUAUCCAGGGUUUUUCACAUACAGUGUUUGGCAGGGGGCCCAUGUUCCCUCUACUCAGAAAGACAAAUGGAUGGAGUUGAAAGUGGAUUGUGAAUAAAAACGCCACCAGGCUUUGCUUAAACAUACUGCCUUUGUCCAUUCAGGCUGCCAUAACAAAAUACCACAGACAGGUAGCUUAUAAACAACAGAAAUUUAUUUCUCACAAUUCUAGAUGCUAGAAGUCCAAGAUCAAGGUGCCGACAUGAUCCAGUGAAGACCUUCUUCCAGUCACAAGCUUCUUGCUGUCCUCAUGUGGUGGAAGGGGCUAGGGACCUCUCUGGAACCGCUUGUCAGGCACUCAUCCUGUGAGAUGAAAUCCUCAUGACUUAAGCCAUCUCCCAAAGGCCCCAUCUCCUAGCACCAUCAUCUUUGGGGGUUAGGAUUUCAAUGUAUGAAUUUGUGGGGUGGGAGGACACAGACAUUCAGAUAUAGCACUUACCCAAUUCCAUUAUCAUUGUUGUUUUCCCUUUUGGCCACCUGAUCCCUUUAUCCCUUCAGCAUCCUUGUGUUCUUACCAUGUGGCCCUUACAGCUGCCGUUCCUUGGCGAUUCAAAGGGCCUUGUUAAAAUACCUGGAAUGUUCUCAGCCUCUGCUGGCUCAUUGAAGGGCUCAUUGGUCUCAUGCUUUGCACUGUUAGCCUAGUUCUGGAUUUGCUGUGGACUAGCUAUGUGUCACUGGAUCGAAGCUAGGCUUCUUUCCAGGAAGAGGGCAACCAGGUCUAUUUGAGUCACUCUGUACUCCCAUUCCUAGCACAAUACGUGGUUUAUAGCAGGCGCGUGAUAAAUAUUUUUACGUGACUGAAUGUAACUUAUCUGAGCCUCAACUUCCUCCUCUGUAAAAUGGGAUAGCAACUGAGGAGGAUGUUGUGAGGCUCAAGUGAGAGACCCUUAACAGCAGUAAUGUUACGGGCAUUUAUGGAAUCAGAGCACUAUUAUAUAUGAUCUCAUUUGUGCAUAAAACUGCUUUUUAAGCCAAAAUGUAACAUGCAUGUAUAAGGGGUUGUUUUCACUCUGUUCAGUACCUUGUCCAAAGCAGUGAAAGGUUAACUUGAGAAACUACACUCUGGGAGGUGCAGAACAUUGGGGGCCUACAGAUGUGUCCUGGGAAGCAAGCCUGGUCCAAGAGGGCAGUGAGAGGACAGACGGUGAACCUCGUUUUGGGUGGAAACCAUUCUACCAUUGAGUGAACUUGUCGCCUUUGUCAGCUGAGACCUCUGAGAAAAUGCACACAGAGGAAGUGGGGCACUCCAGAUGAAAAGAGUACCGAAGCGUUCACUUCCAGCCCAGUAAAACAUGGAGAGGAAGAACCCAUCCAGAGAGGGCCCUAGGAGGCUCUCGGCCAAACUCAGCAAAGGCACAGAGAUGAAAAAGGUGGCUCGUCACCUUGGCAUGGCAGCAGCUGAGUCAGAUAAGGACUCUGGAUUUUCAGAUGGGAGCUCAGAAUGCCUGAGCUCGGCGGAGCAGAUGGAGUCCGAGGACAUGCUGAGCGCCUUAGGCUGGAGCCGAGAAGACAGGCCAAGGCCGGGCUCCAAGCCUGCGAGCAGUGCCUUCCCGACACUGUCCCCCAUGGUUGUCAUGAAGAACGUGCUGGUCAAACAGGGCGGCAGCUCAUCCCAGCUCCAGUCGUGGACCGUCCAGCCCUCCUUUGAGGUGAUCUCGGCACAGCCGCAGCUCUUAUUCCUUCAUCCACCUGUGCCGUCUCCCGUCAGCCCCUGUCACGCUGGUGAGAAAAAGUUGGACUCCAGGAACUACUUGCCCAUUCUAAAUUCUUACACCAAAAUAGCCCCACACCCAGGCAAAAGGGGCCUUUCCCUCAGCACGGAAGAAAGAGAAGGUGGAACGCAGAAGAAGGUCUGUACUGAGAGACUGGGGCCAAGCUUGUCUUCUCGCGAGCCGACCAAGACUGGCGCUGUGCCAUCCAGGCCCCCGACGCCAGCGCCCCCCAGUGCCAGGCUUGCCGAGGACUCAGCUCUCCGGGGUGUGCCAUCCCUGGUGGCAGGUGGAAGUCCACAGACUCUUCAGCCCGUGUCCAGCAGCCACGUGGCUAAAGCUCCCAGCCUGACCUUUGCUUCCCCCGCCAGCCCCGUCUGCGCGUCAGACAGCACGCUGCAUGGGGUAGAGAGCAGCUCCCCGCUGUCCCCACUGUCGGCCAGUUACAGCUCACCUCUGUGGGCCGCAGAGCACCUCUGCCGCAGCCCGGAUGGCUUUGCGGAGCAGCGGCAGAGUAAACACAGGCGCUUUCAGAAUACCCUGGUGGUCCUGCACAAGUCUGGCUUGCUGGAGAUCACUUUGAAAACCAAGGAGUUGAUUCGUCAGAACCAAGCAACUCAGGUGGAACUAGAGCAGCUGAAGGAGCAGACCCGGCUGUUUAUAGAGGCUGCCAAGAGCAGGGCUCCUCAGGCUUGGGCCAGGCUGCAGGCGUCUUUAACAUCAGGGUCAGGUCACACUGGCAGUGACCUAGAAGCAUUCUCUGAUCAGCCAGACAUAUAACAUAGAAGGCAAAUUUUCCUUUUACUUGAGUGAUUCUUUUGAACUCUUUUACCAUCAUCUUCUGUUCCCCAAAGCUUUCUUUCUAAACUUAAACUGUUCAGCGGUUCACUUAUAAAGCCACAUGCGAAUACUGGGCUGCUGUUGUAACCUGUGGUUUCUGCAGUUUUCCUUUGUCUCCGUUCCACUGAGAACCUCAGAUUUGGGUGUCCUUGAGUCCCUCUUCCUUAGCUUGUAGGCGUUUAGAUGGAUCCAGGGCAAAGCGGGGGAGAUGAGCGCGUGGGACCCUUCUCGCUGUCACCUCCCACCAUCCCACUCACUAACCAUGAUCACGAAUGCAGUGACACAGGUGAGCAUAGAGUGACACCUGUCAAGCCAAGGAGUAGGUGACAUACGGUGCCCUUCGUGGCUCCUCCCUUCAAGGUCAUAGUCACAGAGGAAAAUAAGAGGAGGGUGUUUGCAUUCCACAAGGCAUUGUGCCCUUUGGAAGAAACCUAAAAUGCUUUGGGCACUGGUUGAUCCUUGGGUGCAAGCACUUAAUCACUUAAAGCUUCGUUUUCUUAAACUUGAAAGUCAAGGGGAAAGGGUAGUGCCAUUUAUCUCUUAGACUUUAACCACAAGCCAGAUUUUUCUUCACUUAAACUGGUAGUCGAAAUACUUCAGAUUUGUAAAGUAUGGAAUGGAUUUUGGACCAUCUGGAACUACAAUUGAUGAGCUGCUUUUUUGAAUUAGAGUCUGAAGAAGGGAGAAAUAGCUAGUAUCUCUUGGUCAGGAGCCGAAAGUGUCUGGUAAUUUAUGCUUUUCCCCCCCUUCUUUUGAAACAAUGCAACCUGUGUUACGUGUGAAAAUCUUAAAGACAGCUUUACGAUUCCCGAUAGUGUAAUACAAGUCAACCCUCUGCUGCCACCUUUUUUUCCCGUUUGUUUUUACAAAAGAAGAAAGAAAUGAUUAUUAUGCUUGAUAAACUUUGAAUUAAAAUCAUUGUAAGUUUAUGACAUACAAGUCCAGAAAAAUCAGAAAACAUUCUUGUUAAUCCAUUUUUCUUCCACAUCGGAGUUCUCAUUUGUUGUCCCACGUCACAAUGAUGUGGAGCAGUCUUCCGUGUUUCUUUUGUGCAUUAGAUUUUGGCAGCAAAGCCAAAGGUGUGGUGGGCUUUAUGAGGCCCAUCUAGAAACAGAGUAUUAUGAGAACUUACAGAUGAUACACACACUUUCAGCCUCAUUGUAAACUAGAUUUCUAAGUAGUAACGUUGCCAACUUUUUAUCCUCCCAUUUAAAAAUUUCAUUCUCUUGAAAAUCUUUGUACAGAUUACCUUAAUAGGAAGUUCUGUAUGACCAACUUAAUCUUUCCUGCAAGGAAAAUGUUCUCUGAAGGCCAGAAGCUAAUGCUCAUAUUUCCUAGGUAGUUGUAACUCUAACAUAGUUUUAAAAUUACAAGGCUUCAAAUUGCCUGCAUUUUGUUCUCUAACACAUGAUUUAGACAUGACCAAUUUAGAAAUAAACAACUCAGUAAAAUCUCUAGACUCUCCUGAUUAAUGCAGAAUUACUACCUGCCAUUUGCUUCCUGAAAGAAUUUCAAAAAUCGAGCAAAUGUAUUUUUAAGCAGACUCAGCUCCUUUUAGUAUUUUUCCCUUGGCCCACUCCCUUUUCCUCCCCUGAAUCUGUGUGGUGCUACGGCAGCUCUGCUCUGCACACCAUGCUAGGAAGCUUCCUUUUUGGCAGAAAAUGUUUGGCAGGAAAGCCAUAGAGACAGGUGCGUUCAGAACAGCCUGGGCACCAGUCAUGGGUCUUACUGAGUCAAAAAUCUGAACACACUUGCUGAGAACCAAAUUUAUUCCAUCGGAAAAACCCUCUGUGGAGCUGUACGUCUCUUGGACUUGUCUUCCUAGAUUAAGUUUUGCAUUUCCCCCCAUCACAGUAAAAGAUGAUGAAAGCCGUCAUUGAUCCUCACUGCUGAGUGGCAGGAGAAGCAGCACCAGCCCCAGCUCUUCUCUGAUCUUGCAACUUAGUGCUGAAAGUCUCUCUAGGCUGUUAGCAUGGGUGUUCUUGCCCUAGUGGAGCAGUAUGCAGAUGAAGCCAAGCAGAGAAGCUAGAUAGUGGAAGGGGAGAUCAUUGAGGCUAGCAGACAUUUGGGGCCAGAAGCCACAUCGGCAAAUGGAGGAACCUCGGAGUUGACCAGAAAGAUCACCGUUGGUAGCACAAGGCUGUAAGUAGUGAUGGUCUCAGUGAUGUGUGGCUUGAUCUGGUAUGAAAUACUGUGGAAAAGCUACUGUUUUCUGAAAGUGAGAGGCCAUUCUUAGCUCAAACCAACCCUUAAGAGAAGUUUUGGCAGAUGGUGUGGGCAGUAUUGAAACACACCCAGGAAAAACCGCUGAUUGAAGUGGUUAUGAGAAUGGGUUCAGUGACAUUUGUAAUUUAUUAUGCUCCUGUUGCUUUUUAUUGAUUACGGCAUUGUCGGACUUUACUAUGAUUCCUUCGGCAGAGAAGUAACUUGUGCAUAUAUUGAAGUGUUUUUCCAGUGAAUUCUUUAGGGUAGAGACUUAUUUACCAAAUGUGAAUACUUUUGAGUAAGUUUGAAGUUUUGUAGAAAUUGACUGUGAAAUGUCAGAGAAAAAUAAAAGUCACUUACUUGAAAACUA